AUGGUCAGUGUUGAGUCAGUGAUGGGUCAGUGUUGGGUCAGUGUUGAGUUAGUGUUGAUGUUGGGUCAGUGUUGGGUCAGUGUUGAGUCAGUGUUGAGUCCGUGUUGGGUCAGUGUUGGGUCAGUGUUGAGUCAGUGUUGGGUCAGUAAUGGGCCAGUGUUGAGUCCGUGUUGGGUCAGUGUUGGGUCAGUGUUGGUGUUGAGUCAGUGUUGGGUCAGUGUUGAGUUAGUGUUGGGUCAGUGUUGGGUCAGUGUUGGGUCAGAGAUGGUGUUGGGUCAGUGUUGGGUCAGUAAUGGGUCAAUGUUGAGUCAGUGUUGGGUCAGUGUUGGUGUUGAGUCAGUGUUGAGUCAGUGUUGGGUCAGUAAUGGGCCAGUGUUGAGUCCGUGUUGGGUCAGUGUUGGUGUUGAGUCCGUGUUGAGUCAGUGUUGGGUCAGUGUUGAGUUAGUGUUGGGUCAGUGUUGGGUCAGUGUUGGGUCAGUGUUGAGUCAGUGUUGGGUCAGUGUUGGUGAUGGGUCAGUGUUGAGUCAGUGUUGGGUCAGUGUUGAGUCAGUGUUGGGUCAGUGUUGGGUCAGUGAUGGGUCAGUGCUGAGUCAGUGUUGGGUCAGUGAUGGUGUUGGGUCAGUGUUGGGUCAGCGAUGGGUCAGUGUUGAGUCCGUGUUGGGUCAGUGUUGGGUCAGUGUUGAGUCCGUGUUGGGUCAGUGUUGGGUCAGUGUUGAGUCAGUGUUGGUGUUGGGUCAGUGUUGGGUCAGUGUUGAGUCAGUGUUGGGUCAGUGUUGGGUCAGUGUUGGGUCAGUGAUGGGUCAGUGUUGGGUCAGUGUUGGGUCAGUGUUGGUGCUGGGUCAGUGUUGGGUCAGUGAUGGGUCAGUGUUGGGUCAGUGUUGGGUCAGUGUUGGGUCAGUGUUGAGUCAGUGUUGGGUCAGUGUUGAGUCAGUGUUGAGUCAGUGUUGGGUCAGUGCUGGGUCAGUGUUGGGUCAGUGA
This is a messenger RNA of Knipowitschia caucasica, 978 nucleotides long. The record is from the annotation of a GenBank genome assembly. NCBI's taxonomy places the organism in Eukaryota, Metazoa, Chordata, Actinopteri, Gobiiformes, Gobiidae.